This is a messenger RNA of Eruca vesicaria subsp. sativa (arugula), 1467 nucleotides long. The record is from the annotation of a GenBank genome assembly. NCBI's taxonomy places the organism in Eukaryota, Viridiplantae, Streptophyta, Magnoliopsida, Brassicales, Brassicaceae.
UUCAGACAUGCGUAGUUUCGAGUGAUGACGUGGCGGAUCCAUAGAAACCCCCAAAGAACCGAACUUUAAACAAAAAAAAAACAAGGAGAGGAAGACGGUGGAGCAAUAUCGGAUCGAGUCGGAGAGUCGCCGGAGAAUUUCUACCGGCUAAUCUGUGUCACAUAGAAAUAUAUUUAUCCUCCGAUUUCUUCAGAUCGGAAGAAGGAAAGUUAUAAAGAGGUGGUGGAUGGGACAUGGCUGAGCAGGAGACAGUAAACGGAGUGAAGGAAGAGAACAAGUUAUGGAAAGGUGUAUUCGCUGUUUCCGGCAUUAUGUCUACUCUUGUCAUCUAUGGUCUUCUUCAGGAGAAGAUAAUGAGAGUUCCUUAUGGAUUGAACAAAGAGUUCUUUAAGUACUCUUUGUUUCUUGUUUUCUGCAAUCGUCUCACUACCUCAGCUGUCUCUGCUGCUGCUUUACUGGCAAGCAAGAAAGUUUUGGAUCCUGUAGCUCCAGUUUACAAGUAUUGCCUUAUUUCAGUCACUAACAUCUUAACCACUACUUGCCAAUAUGAGGCUCUCAAGUAUGUGAGCUUCCCAGUCCAAACUCUAGCAAAAUGUGCCAAAAUGAUACCAGUUAUGGUAUGGGGAACUAUCAUCAUGCAGAAAAAGUACAAGGGUUUUGACUAUUUAGUGGCUUUUCUGGUGACUCUCGGCUGCUCUGUCUUUAUUCUAUUUCCGGCAGGUGAUGAUAUAAGUCCGUACAACAAGGGAAGGGAGAAUACUGUUUGGGGUGUUUCCCUUAUGGCCGGUUAUCUUGGGUUCGAUGGCUUUACAAGCACAUUCCAAGACAAACUCUUUAAAGGAUAUAAUAUGGAGAUACACAACCAAAUAUUCUACACAACACUUUGCUCUUGUGUUCUGAGUUUCACUGGACUUGUAUUGCAAGGCCAUUUACUACUAGCUGUAGAUUUUGUAUCUCGGCAUAGAGAUUGUCUACUCGACAUCGCUCUGCUCUCCACGGUUGCAACAGCGAGCCAAUUCUUCAUUUCCUACACCAUUAGGACAUUUGGUGCUCUAACAUUCGCUGCUAUCAUGACGACAAGACAGCUUGCAAGCAUCAUGCUCUCAUGCAUUUGGUUCUCUCAUCCGCUUAGCUGGGAGCAAUGUAUUGGAUCGGUCAUCGUUUUCGGGUCUUUAUACUCGAAAAACUUACUGAACAACAAAAAAUCACAAAAGCAACCGCAGCCUCCAGAACUUCCUCAAUACGAAAAGACUGAAGGCUCUUGAGAAAGAACCUUCUUCAAAGCCAGCUAGAAGUUUUUCAUACCCUUAAGAAAAACAAGAACUAGUCGAUAGGGAAUUGAUGUAUUUUUUUCAUAUUUUGUUUGAUGAUAUAUAUAUGCACUAUUUAAUUAUGUUUGUAGUUUGUGUUUAUAGCUUUGGACAUUUUAAUAUUCUUCAAGAAAGUUAAAUUUUAAAUAUAGCAGUA